CCCGGGGAUUUUUUGACUCGUCCGGAUUUGAUCUCAGGUUUCCCUAAGCGGUAGGAUGCCACUUCGACCCUCGGCCAUCCGGCCGUCUGUGCUUUUAGUAUUGUGUAUACCCUAAAUUAAAAAAUCACGGAACGUUGGCUGAGAGAGGUUUUGAAGAAAAAUGUAGCAAGUAUAGUACUUCAAAUGUUUCCAGUGACAAGGAGACUGAAAAGAUGGAUACAAACGAAGAAACCAAGAAAGAGAAGGAAAAAAGGAAACGAACACGCAUAAAUUUUAACAUUUGGCAAUUAUCAGAGCUGGAAAAAGCAUUUCGUGCUAGUCACUAUCCUGAUUUAUAUGCCAGGGAAGCUCUAGCACUGAGAUUGGAUUUAGUCGAAUCUAGAGUACAGGUUUGGUUUCAAAACCGUCGAGCCAAAUGGAGAAGGAAGGAGAACACGAAAAAGGGUCCAGGACGCCCAUCUCAAAACUCAUUACCGAAAAGUUGCAGCGGCGAACCGAUAUCCGAAGAGGAAUUAAAGAAAAAAGCUAAAAAUCAGCGUAUAAAAAAGUUAUAUCGUCAAUUGGAACGACAGGUGGAGCGCUUAGAGCAAAAGAAAAUCGCUAAAAACGUCACAAUCGAAUCGGUACGUCAAACUGUUAAAGAAUUGGAAAGCGCCAAUUACGUUUUUUCUAGAAAGAUGACGUCACGACUGCAAUUGUUGGGACUGUUAACACGAAAAACAACGCUCUUUACUAUCGAGAGUCUUUUGUCGGAUAAAAGGCAUACAAAUAGCCAUGAAUCUGUACCGUUCUUACACCCGUCCUGCUAAUUUCUAUAAAUAAAUACUCUACUAAAUGUUAAGCUUUUUCAGAGAAAUUUCUUUAAAAUUUAGAGCGUUUUCUAGGGAUUUUUCGCAAUUUUCUGUUAACA
This is a messenger RNA of Centruroides sculpturatus (bark scorpion), 910 nucleotides long. Its product is annotated as homeobox protein unc-4-like. The transcript is spliced from 3 exons. Gene Ontology annotation, molecular function: sequence-specific double-stranded DNA binding; DNA-binding transcription factor activity, RNA polymerase II-specific. The record is from RefSeq and is a predicted model, not a curated record. Bases 213 to 809 code for a protein of 198 amino acids. Gene Ontology annotation, biological process: regulation of DNA-templated transcription. Lineage: Eukaryota; Metazoa; Arthropoda; Arachnida; Scorpiones; Buthidae.